UUAUGUACAUGAAAAAUGCAGCGACGCAGCCACCAGAGCCCGAGAGGGAGAGCGAAAGGGCGGCGGGCGGAUCCAACAUGGAGACAAUGACAGAGCAAGAAAAGAGCCUGCAAGAUGAGGUCGAGAAACUGCGCUCGGAAAACCUGGGCCUCAAGACCGAGAUCGAGGAAAUGCGAAACGAAAUGGACGAAAUGAGGGACAGUUUCUACGAGGAGGACGCCUGUCAGCUGCAGGACCUCCGGCGGGAACUGGAGCGGGCCAACAAGAACUGCCGGAUUCUGCAAUACCGUCUGCGGAAGACAGAGAGGAAAAGGAUGAGAUUCGCCCAAACCGGCGAGAUGGACAACGAGCUCCUGAGAAGUCUGGAACAAGACCUCAAGGUUGCCAAAGACGUGUCUGUCCGACUGCACCACGAAUUGGAAAACGUAGAAGAAAAACGCACCAAAACAGAGGAAGAAAAUGAAACCUUACGUCAGCAGUUAAUAGAAGCUGAAAUUACCAAACAAGCUUUACAAAAUGAGCUGGACAAGAUCAAAGAGUCUUCAUUAAAGCGACGAGGAAGUAAAGACCUGCAAAAAUCUGAAAAGAAAUCUCAACUGGUCACUCACGAGGAGGACAAUGAUGAUAUAAAAUGCCAAUUACAGUUUGUCAAGGAAGAAGCAAUUCUAAUGCGUAAGAAAAUGGCAAAAAUUGAUAAAGAGAAAGAUAGACUUGAGUGCGAACUGCAAAAGUACAGAUCCUUUUAUGGGGAUCUGGACAGUCCUUUGCCAAAAGGUGAAGCAGGAGGACCUCCUACAACCAGAGAAGCUGAACUAAAACUUCGUCUCCGGCUAGUGGAAGAAGAAGCCAAUAUCCUGGGGAGAAAGAUAGUUGAGCUUGAGGUUGAAAAUAGAGGAUUGAAGGCUGAGUUGGAUGAUAUAAGGGGCCACUAUGAGAAAGAAGGAGUGGGUGGUGAAGAUUAUAUUGGUGUUGGUGCUUCUGCUUUUCGGGAUCAAAGUGAAACUGUGUCAGAACUAAGACAGAACUUGCAGCUUGUUGAGGAUGAAGCUGAAUUGCUGAGACGAAAUCUGGCUGACUUGGAAGACCAAAAUAAACGACUUUCUGCUGAAGUCAAUAAAUACAAGUAUAAAACAGGAAGUGUGCAGGAUAUAUCCAGGAAUAAUGAUAAUUCCAAAGUUACAGAAGUCCUUCAAGAGGAACUAAAGGCAGCUAGGAUGCAAAUCAAUGAACUCAGUGGCAAAGUAAUGCAACUACAAUAUGAAAAUCGUGUACUGAUGUCCAAUAUGCAGCGCUAUGACCUGGCAUCCCAUUUGGGCAUCCGCGGCAGCCCCAGAGACAGUGAUGCAGAAAGUGACACAGGAAAAAAAGAAAGUGAUGAUGACUCUCGGCCUCCUCACAGGAAAAGAGAAGGGCCCAUUGGUGGAGAAAGUGACUCUGAAGAAGUUCGCAACAUCAGGUGCUUACAGACUCCACCAAGGUCUUUAUUUUCUACAGAUGGCAGAUUGCUUCAAAAAAACCUCAAGGACCGACAGCAGAUGUCGGACAUACGGCUGGAGGCAGAGCGACUGAGCAGAACUAUCGAUCGAUUGAUCACAGACACAAGCACAAUUAUAACUGAAGCAAGAAUUUAUGUAGCAAAUGGUGAUCUGUUUGGCAGAAUGGAGGAAGAAGAUGAAAGCAGCAGGAUUAGAGAACAUGAACUUCUCUACAGGAUCAAUGCUCAAAUGAAAGCAUUUAGGAAGGAGCUGCAAACUUUCAUAGACAGACUAGAGGUUCCAAAAACAACAGAUGAAAAAAAUACAGAGGAACCUUUGUCUGUCAGUCAGAUGUUUCAACCUAUUAUUUUGCUUAUUCUCAUCCUUGUAUUAUUUUCAUCAUUGUCUUACGCUACCAUAUUUAAAUUGGUUUUUCUUUUCACACUUUUCUUUGUUCUGUAG
Messenger RNA from Carcharodon carcharias (great white shark), 1937 nucleotides. RefSeq names its product protein SOGA3. Gene Ontology annotation, biological process: regulation of autophagy. Lineage: Eukaryota; Metazoa; Chordata; Chondrichthyes; Lamniformes; Lamnidae. The transcript has 6 exons. The coding region runs from base 3 to 1937 and encodes 644 amino acids. The record is from RefSeq and is a predicted model, not a curated record.